CCAAGAAUCCCAUCUUACCAUGGCCGCCGGUCAAAAGCUCUACCCUCGUGCGACGGUCAAGAAGAUCGUCAAAGCCCAUUCGAAACGUAACGUUAGUAAGAAUGUUGAUGUCCUGAUUUUCCUCGAUUAUGCGCUCUUCUUACAAACGUUGAUGAAGGAAGCUACCAUCAACGCGAAGCAGGUUGGUGAACGAGGAAUCAGUGGCAAGAGCGUCAAGAAAGUCACAGAGAUGUCACUCGCAAAGUUCAAGGGUUGAAGGCUUGGAACUGGGGAGCAAGGCUAUAUUGCACAUGGAGAUGGAACCAGACUUUGCAGGCUUGUUUUGAUGCUGUGUCUCAAAUCGAAGAGAAUGAGAGGAGUCGAUAUUGGAAACUGCGUUGCAAUAAAGGAGAUAAAAAGAGGUGGUACACGGAAGUUACGAGGCUGAAGACGGGCCAAGGGAGGCAUGUGUGUCCACAAGAGAGGAAACACAGUUGAUGAGUGGUUCCAGGACUUACCAGACAAGAAAAUUAAGGCCCAUGAACAGUAGAGAGCAAUUGAUACUCAGAUGAUACACUCCCG
Molecule: messenger RNA, 561 nt
Organism: Hyaloscypha bicolor E
Lineage: Eukaryota; Fungi; Ascomycota; Leotiomycetes; Helotiales; Hyaloscyphaceae
Exons: 4
Coding region: 20-256 (78 amino acids)
Biological process (GO): chromosome segregation; mitotic cell cycle; kinetochore assembly
Cellular component (GO): kinetochore; nucleoplasm
Molecular function (GO): protein heterodimerization activity
Source: RefSeq, a predicted model, not a curated record